Messenger RNA from Rhodamnia argentea, 2413 nucleotides. RefSeq names its product scarecrow-like protein 8. Gene Ontology annotation, molecular function: DNA-binding transcription factor activity; sequence-specific DNA binding. The record is from RefSeq and is a predicted model, not a curated record. The transcript has 2 exons. Bases 170 to 2077 code for a protein of 635 amino acids. Gene Ontology annotation, biological process: regulation of DNA-templated transcription. Lineage: Eukaryota; Viridiplantae; Streptophyta; Magnoliopsida; Myrtales; Myrtaceae. Gene Ontology annotation, cellular component: nucleus.
UACUUCAACAAAGAAUCAAUUCAACACCAUAAAAACUGCUCCUUUUUCUCUCUCUCUCCUCUCUCUCAUAUGCGUUUCUCUAUGUACCAACUCUCGUAACUCCCCCUCCUUUCUUCUUCUUCUUCUUCUUCUGAAGUUCCCUCUGUUCCCCCGGGGAGAGAGAAACAGAAUGUCGUCUGGCUUCUCCGGCGGAAGCGGCGGCGGCGGCGGCCCGGAGUUCUACACAGCCACCGGUGGGAUUAGCGCCAGAUCUAUCGCCAACGCCAUGAGCUCCAUCAACGGCAACGCCGCCUCGCAGUCUCCCUUCCGAUCGCAGCCGCAGUUCGCCGGGAUUUUCCUGCAGCCUUCCUCUCAGAUGACGCCGCAACCGACGCAGCCGCGGCCGAGUCUCAUCGGCAAGCGGACUCUCAUGGAGUUUCAAGAGAACCCGGCCUUGAACAGCCUCCUCUUGCGCUCCGUGAGGUCGAAAAUCUCUCAGCAGUCCUCGCCGAUUUCUCACCUGGACUUCUCCGCUGCUGUUUCUCCUCCCGACGUAAUGUCCAGCUUAUCGGCGCUGUCUUCGCCGGCGAGCUUCUCCGCGCAAAGGUACGGUGUUCCUCUCCUUCAACAGCUCAGGCCGCAGCCCAUUGCUCUCGGUAACGGGGCGAUCCACGUGAGCAAUCAAGCUCUGGCGGGAGUUUCGUUCGCGAACGUGCUCCAGAACAGAGUGAAUCCUAACCAAGCCGAGACGGAGAACAAGAUGAUGAAUCGUCUGCAGGAGCUCGAAAAGCAGCUCUUGAACGAUGACGAGGACGGCGACGGGGACGCCGUCUCCGUGGUUACUAACACUAACAGCGAGUGGUCCGAGGCAAUUCAGACCCUCAUAAGUCCGGGUCAGAAGCAGAUAUCUCCGUCGCCGACCUCGUCUUCUUCGUCGUCCUCGCCUUCGUCUUCGUUGUCCGUGGCGUCGCCGGUUUCCAUCUGCUCGAAGCGGUCGCUAAUGGAGGCUGCGACGGCGAUAUACGAUGGCAGAGCAGACGUGGCUUCGGAGAUCCUGACGCGCUUGUCUGCCGUGCCGAACCCCAAGGGUAAUUCAGAGCAGAAACUGAUGGAUUACAUGCUGUCUGCGCUUAAAUCGCGCGUGAGCCCCGUUGAUAACCCACCCCCCGUGGCCGAGUUGUUCAACAAGGACCAUAUGUUAUCGACUCAGUCCCUUUACGAUCUGUCUCCUUGUUUCAAGCUCGGUUUCAUGGCUGCCAAUCUCGCGAUUUUGGAGGCUGCAUCGGAGCAACCCUCCGCUAACAAGCUCCAUGUAAUUGAUUUCGAUGUUGGUCAGGAAGGACAGUACCUCAAUCUCCUCCACGCGCUGUCCGCGCGUCAGGCGGGCAGUCAAUCCACCCUCAAGAUCACGACGCUCGCAGAUAACUUGAACAGUGAGGAGAGGCUCAGGUUGGUCGGGGACCGACUGAGUGAACUCGCGGCCAAGAUGGGAGUUAGGUUAGAAUUCAACAUCGUGAGCCAGAAGCUGAGCGAGUUGAGCCGCGACUCGCUGGGCUGCGAGCCCGACGAGGUGCUGGCGGUGAACUUCGCGUUCAAGCUGUACAGAAUGCCGGACGAGAGCGUGUCCGUGGAGAACCCGCGCGACGAGCUCCUCCGGCGCGUGAAGGGCCUGGCGCCGCGGGUGGUGACGGUGGUGGAGCAGGAGAUGAACGGGAACACGGCGCCAUUCAUGACGCGCGUGGGGGAGGCGCUGGCGUGCUACGGGGCGCUGCUCGAGUCGAUCGAGUCCACAGUGGCGAGGGACAACUCGGAGCGAGCGAGGGCGGAGGAGGGGCUGAGUCGGAAAUUGCGGAACUCGGUUGCUUGCGAAGGUAGGGACCGGGUGGAAAGAUGCGAGGUAUUCGGGAAGUGGAGGGCCCGGAUGGGGAUGGCUGGGUUCGAGUCGAAGCCACUGAGUCAACACGUGGCCGAAUCGAUGAAGGCGAGGCUGAGCAGUGGGAGCCGGGUCAACCCGGGAUUCACGGUGAAAGAAGAGAAUGGUGGGGUUUGCUUCGGCUGGCUCGGCCGAACUCUCACCGUCGCAUCCGCCUGGCGUUAAGCUCCACUCGCUCCCGCGCACCCACUUUCCCGAAAAGUAUUAACCAAAUUGAUAUACGUAUGUGUAUGUUAUGUGCUAUGAAUGGCGAUGGUGAUGUGAUAUCUUUAUAAUGUAUUGUUUUCAAGUUCCUUUCUUCUUUUUCCUGAGAAAAUGGGAAAAGAAAAAAGGACGAGGAGCAAGAAGAAGAAGAAGAAGGAGAAGGAGAAGAGAAUCCGAUUCCCCACCCAAGCAAUUGAGUAAUAAGAAAGAGAUGUUUGGAUUUGAGGAGAGAAAUUCCCAUGCGUUGCAUUCAAUUUCUCGCGUUAUUCGAUUUGUUUAGUUUGGUGUUGUAUUGAA